AAUAAUUAUCAAUGAGGGGAAAAAAAGAAGAAAAAACCGGAGGAACAUAGCGGCUCGACUUGUCGCUAUAUAAGGGAGUCGAAGGGAGAUUAGGGUUUUAGGGCGGAACAGAAGAAACGAAGCCGUUCUAGGGCUACAAAGGAGUGGGGGCAAAGAUGGAUCGGUACCAGAGGGUGGAGAAGCCACGGCCGGAGGCGCCCAUCAACGAGAACGAGAUCAGGAUCACUACACAGGGAAGAAUGCGGAGCUAUAUCACGUAUGCAACUACUUUGCUCCAGGAAAAGGGUUCAAAUGAGAUCAUCCUAAAGGCAAUGGGAAGAGCUAUCAACAAGACUGUGAUGAUUGUUGAGCUCAUUAAGAGAAGGAUUGUGGGUCUUCACCAAAUUACAUCAAUUGGCUCAACCGACAUAGUUGAUACAUGGGAACCGUUAGAAGAAGGCCUCCUUACGUUGGAGACUACCAGGCAUGUAUCGAUGAUUACAAUAGUCUUGUCAAAGAAGGAGCUGGACAAUUCAUCUGUAGGAUACCAGCCACCUUUACCUGCAGAGCAAGUCAAGCCAUUGAAUGACUUUGAUUAUGGAGCAGAGGCCUCUCCUGGUGGAGGUGGUAGAGGCCGUGGUUCUCGUGGACGGGGGCGAGGCAGAGGAAAUGGUAAUGCUGGCGGUGAAUAUGUCAAUGGUGGCUGGGACAGAGGCCGAGGAUACAACCGUGGUCGUGGGCGUGGUGGCUUCCGUGGACGUGGGAGAAGCUAUGGUGGCCCAGCUGAUACCCAUCACGAAACUAAUGCUUACAAUGAUGAAGCACCCGUCUAUGGUAGAGGGCGUGGUCGUGGCAGGGGGCGUGGGCGUGGAAGGGGUCGUGGAUCUAAUGGUUCAGUCAAUGCAGCUGCCGCACUGUAGCUGCAUAGAGCUGGUUGAUCAUCUUUGAGCAGUUCUAUGCUUUAUGCUUUUCCUGGAUGCCUGCUCCCAAGUUCAUGUUUGUUGUUAGUCUUUUAUAAUUCUUAACCCAAAAUUUGUAUUUUUAUUCUGGAUGAUGGCCGGUUUUCUCUCGUGGCUUUAUGUCUUGUAGGUCUUUAAUUUCAGAGAAAUUGACCUUAUUUAUGUAACCUAUUGUACAAUUAACUAACGGAGCAGUACAUUCUUUUAUUCA
Nymphaea colorata (pocket water lily) is the source of this 1149-nucleotide messenger RNA. RefSeq lists its product as uncharacterized. Lineage: Eukaryota; Viridiplantae; Streptophyta; Magnoliopsida; Nymphaeales; Nymphaeaceae. The coding region runs from base 156 to 899 and encodes 247 amino acids. The transcript is spliced from 9 exons. Gene Ontology annotation, molecular function: RNA binding. The record is from RefSeq and is a predicted model, not a curated record.